AUGAAGAUUACUGCUAUCGUCUCCGCCGUUCUCCUGGCUGCGGCCCCGGCCUUCGCUGCGGACGAGACCAUCACCUCGACCCAGAUCACCACCAUCACCCGGACCCUGGUGCGCGUCAGCUCCGUGACUCCUACGAGCUCCGCGACCCCCACCGUGAUCCCCACCAGCUCCGCGACUCCCAGCCGCGCUGUCUCCAGCGGCAGGACCUCGACCCCUCUGCCCUCCGGCACCAGCCCCUCUACCCCCGUCCACACGGCGGGCGGCGCCAUCAGCGAGGUCAACAUGCCCAUUGCCCUCGUCGCGGGUUCGCUGGCCAUGGCCCUGGCCUACCUGUAG
Molecule: messenger RNA, 336 nt
Organism: Aspergillus candidus
Lineage: Eukaryota; Fungi; Ascomycota; Eurotiomycetes; Eurotiales; Aspergillaceae
Exons: 1
Coding region: 1-336 (111 amino acids)
Source: RefSeq, a predicted model, not a curated record